GGGUCAAACAAAUCACUUUGUUAACAAGCUUUGUCAACCAACUUGUAAACAUAGCAUAAUCCAAUCCAAUUUAUAAACAAAACCCAACCGACAAGAGAUCCCGAGUCCUCAGUUGGAUUGAACGACAUGAUUUUGAAAACAACAAUAUAAUAUUAGUAUUUGAUUAAACAAGCAAUUCUAAUUGAACAAAACGGGGGAUAAAUGCAAAAAUCCCAACGGUCAAAUAGUUGAAUCGAGAGAUGGGGAAAAGUGAAGGGCGAAAAGAGAGCCAACCAACCCUAAUUUCAGAUGAUGAGAGUGGUGAGGAAGGAGAAGCAAAAGGGCCUCCAUUCUUCUCCUGUUACCUGCUUACCUCACUCUCUCCCCGAUUCAAAGGCCACACUUACAUCGGGUUUACUGUGAAUCCACGGAGGAGAAUAAGGCAGCACAACGGCGAAAUCGUAAGCGGCGCAUGGCGGACCAAGAAGAAGCGCCCUUGGGAAAUGGUGCUCUGCAUCUAUGGCUUCCCAACUAAUGUUGCAGCCCUUCAGUUUGAAUGGGCCUGGCAACACCCAUCAGAAUCUCUUGCAGUCAGGCAAGCAGCAGCUAGUUUCAAAUCCCUUACUGGACUCGCCAACAAGAUUAAAUUGGCAUAUACAAUGCUUACUCUUCCUCCCUGGCAGAGUUUGAAUCUGACGGUGAAUCUAUUCUCAACAAAAUAUCAAAUUCACACAUCGGGCUGCCCGGCCUUGCCCGAUGAGAUGCGGGCCCGAGUUAGUUCCAUGGAUGAGCUUCCCUGUUACAACUUAAUAUUUGGGGAAUGGGAUAAUGACCAUCACAACUGUGAAUGGAGCUGUGAGAAAAAUGUAUCCCAAAAAACCAAUUAUAAUAGAGAGCAUUGUGGUGGAGAAAAUCAAGGGCCGGCCUUUAUUUGUGAAACUGCUGUGAAACCGCUGGUUGGCUCACCGAGGAAAAAACGGUCAGCAGCUAGCCAGGAUGAUAAAGAAGAAAAACGGGCUUCGAAUGGUCAAGUGGAUAUCAUAGAUGUUUUUACACCUUCUCCUUGCCGUGAGGUUGACUCAGGUAGCAAGAAGAGAAGGCGGCGUAUGAAUGUUGGUUCCGAGAUAAUUGACCUGACCACUUCUCCUUUGUUUGUGGGAUAAUAGUAUAUUGAUAUGUACUGCAAACACUUGUAAACAAGAAUAAUCAGGAAUUAGAGGGAUCACAUGAGUUUAGUGAAUCUGAAUUCUGAUGUACUGUGUGAUAUGCGAGCUGUUUCCAAUUCAUAGUUGGCUUUCUUUUACUACGCUAUGUCACCGUUGUUUUAUGGGCGGAUAAAUAAUUCACUGUUUGUUUGUU
This is a messenger RNA of Striga asiatica, 1338 nucleotides long. Lineage: Eukaryota; Viridiplantae; Streptophyta; Magnoliopsida; Lamiales; Orobanchaceae. The record is from the annotation of a GenBank genome assembly.